This is a messenger RNA of Labrus bergylta (ballan wrasse), 4257 nucleotides long. It is a transcript of the gene nr2f2, whose product is annotated as nuclear receptor subfamily 2, group F, member 2. Gene Ontology annotation, molecular function: zinc ion binding; retinoic acid binding; nuclear receptor activity. The record is from RefSeq and is a predicted model, not a curated record. Lineage: Eukaryota; Metazoa; Chordata; Actinopteri; Labriformes; Labridae. Gene Ontology annotation, biological process: negative regulation of transcription by RNA polymerase II; cell differentiation; anatomical structure development.
CAAAGUUCACUAUAUAGAGAGCUCAGUGAGCUGAUCAGAGAGAAAGCAUUCUGCCAGCCCGGCUCCUACCAAUCGCAAAUCACUUCCUAACCUCCGCCUUUUUAACAUAUUUGAUCACUUUGAUUCAGAGCUCCUUUUUCCGAUUAUUUUUCGGUCCACGGAGGAGGUUUUUCUAGGUUGUGAUCUCUGUUUUUUGUUUUUUUUUGUUUUUAGUGCUUUCGCUUUUUUUUUUUCUUCUUCUUUGCGUUGGGGAGAGUUGUCUUCAUAUUCCAGCCUCUCAAAAACAUUGGCUUGAGCCGCGCGGUUUGCUUGGCGCUGCACCUCAGAGGAAAGAAAAGGAAGAAGACGCGAUUUUUUUUACCCAGUUGGUGAUUUUCUUCCAAGACUUGUGCUGGAACUUGAUAGUGGCUGCUACAGGGUGCUUCACCGACUGUUUCAUGCUGCUGCAGGCGCGCUCUCUCCAACCUGCUCCAUCCUCCUCUGAGUAAUCCAUGCUACCUCGGUUGGGUAUUUGAAUAUUUAGCCUGUCUUCUCCCAUUGAUGGCUGUGCUGGAUGGCUGACUGUAAGCGCCCCUGGACUUGGCCUUUAAGCGCAAGGCAGCGAAUCAGCUCGCCAUCGCAUCAGUUUUGAAAACGUGCUUCGCAGCGUCUCCAACAGCAAUAAAUCGACAGUUUUUUUUUUCCGGGAGUGGAUUCAACGUAGGCUAGAUUUUGACAUUUUGUGUGUCACAGUUUUUUUGCCUCGUUUCCCAGAGACAUUCUCCACCCGCGACAGCAAAAACGGCAGACAAAAAGUUUCUUUACGUUGACUGAUAGAUAUGGCAAUGGUAGUGUGGAGAGGCUCCCAGGACGAUGUGGCUGACACCCAAGGCACCCUUUCCUCGCAGACCCAAGGAGGACUAUCUCUUCCCACCCCUCAGCCAGGCCAGUUGAGUCUGACAGCCUCUCAGGUCGCCCCUCCGACCCCUCAGACGCCGGUCCAAGGACCCCCGAACAACACGCAGUCCACGCCGUCGAACCAGACGUCGCAGCAGUCGGAGAAGCAGCCGCAGCACAUUGAGUGUGUGGUGUGUGGGGAUAAAUCCAGUGGCAAACACUAUGGCCAGUUUACUUGCGAGGGCUGCAAAAGCUUCUUCAAACGGAGCGUACGACGGAACCUCACUUACACAUGUCGUGCCAACAGGAAUUGUCCAAUCGACCAACACCACCGCAAUCAGUGUCAGUACUGCCGCCUCAAAAAAUGCCUUAAAGUCGGCAUGAGACGGGAAGUUUCUCUUUUUACUGCAGCCGUGCAAAGGGGACGGGUGCCACCCACACAGCCACAUCAUGGUCAGUUCGCCUUGACAAAUGGAGACCCACUGCACUGCCAUUCCUACUUAUCCGGAUAUAUCUCUCUUCUGUUGAGAGCGGAGCCCUAUCCGACGUCCCGGUAUGGCAGCCAAUGCAUGCAGCCCAACAACAUCAUGGGCAUCGAGAACAUUUGUGAACUAGCAGCCAGGAUGCUGUUCAGCGCCGUGGAGUGGGCCAGGAAUAUUCCCUUCUUUCCAGACCUGCAGAUCACAGACCAGGUGGCUCUGCUGAGGUUGACGUGGAGUGAGUUAUUUGUGCUGAACGCGGCGCAGUGCUCCAUGCCCCUGCAUGUGGCUCCUCUCCUGGCGGCGGCUGGCCUGCACGCCUCCCCCAUGUCCGCGGACAGAGUGGUGGCCUUUAUGGACCACAUUAGGAUCUUCCAGGAACAAGUGGAGAAGCUCAAGGCUUUGCACGUUGACUCUGCUGAAUAUAGCUGCUUAAAGGCAAUUGUGCUCUUCACCACAGAUGCUUGCGGCCUCUCAGAUGUGGCCCAUGUGGAAAGUUUGCAGGAGAAGUCCCAGUGCGCCCUGGAGGAAUACGUCCGGAGCCAGUACCCCAACCAGCCCACACGCUUUGGGAAGUUGUUACUCCGCUUGCCUUCCCUCCGCACAGUCUCUUCCUCGGUCAUAGAACAGUUAUUUUUCGUCCGAUUGGUAGGUAAAACCCCCAUUGAAACUCUCAUCAGGGAUAUGUUGCUGUCGGGGAGCAGUUUUAACUGGCCUUACAUGUCAAUUCAGUAAACCAAGAAGGAGACGAACAAACAAAAGGUGGGGCUGGGGAGGGGAAGGGGAGGAGGGUCGCGGGGCUGCAAGACUACAAUGAUUAUAGCUGCUUUUGUGGAAGGAAUAAAAAAAAGCAACCGGCUGUUACACGGGGCUGGCUUUCAUGAAGAAAGACUUUGACGUAAAUGACUGUGAAUCCCCCCCCCCCCCCCAAUGCUCCCCCCAAAAAAAUUGAGACAUCCACUGAACUUUCAAAAUGGCAGAAACAAGCUCCCAGAACAACCUGCUUCGAUUCAUUUUUUCUAAUGAAAGAAGAAAUGAGGGGGGUGGAGGGGAUUUUUGUUGAUCUUCGUGAGGAAAAUUUAAGUAUUAAGUGCAUUUAAAAAUGAUAAUUUGGUUUCAAAAAAGGAAAAAAACUGGAGAAAGGGAAAAUACGAAAACGUGAAUUUUUCUUUUCUCUAAAUGACUUGUCCUGUGUCCAUGUAUAGCUGUGUUUUGUACUUUCUUUGUUCCUCCUUUCUGGUUCCAAACCGGCCUAUGUGAUUUCUGUAGUACAGGUGGUGUUAUUUUCUAAGACAAUGAUUUUAUUUUGAAAAGGUGAAAUGAUGUUGAAAAAAACGUUCUAAAAAGAAUUAAAACCACAGCAAUAGGAGUAUAGGCUUAUAAACUAGGCUUAAUGCUGCAAGCGCACUUAUAUUGUUAGGAUGACCAACACCAUGAGGGAGUUUGUGGAGUUCAUGUUCAACUUUAUGACCCAGUGAAAAAUACUUUUUUUUUUUCUUUUUUUUUAGAAAAUAUAUUUUCCAAAUUGUUUGCUGGAGGGUCUUUCCCAGUUCAUCUAGUUUGACUAUAUAUAAACAGUUCCCCAAUUUGAUAUAAUACAAAUAAAAAUCCAACAAGUAGCCUGCUGUUGCUCUUUAAGCGUGACACGUGCACAUAAGAGCGUGCGCAGUGAUUCAAGCUGCACUGAAAUCAUACCUGACUUCUCUCUAAAAAAAAAAAAAAAAUUAAAAAAAUUAAAAAACUUUUGAGGUCAAGGGUCAUAAAAGUUUGAAGCCUAGCCGGAGUAGUGUUUAAUAGCAGUAUUAUUAAAGCGUCCCUGAAAUGUCACCCUUUAUUCACUUCAAGCAUUAAGUGCCUGAUAAGCAUGAUGUGAUUUCUUAUCCAAACGUUGUUAAAGUAGGCCUGCACGACAUUUUUUUUGGGGGGAACAACACAAUUAGAUCUGAAACUUCAGUCGUGUUAUUUCACGUGACAAACGCUGAUUAGAGGCAGUAUUCUUGUAAAUAUAGGUCAAUUCAUUUUCAACGACUUUUUUCCUUUAUACAAAGUAUAUGUGAUUAAGAAAAAUCUGUGGUUGCCAUUUUUUUUUCUCUCUCGGUAAUACAACGUCUUCAAAAUUGAGUGGCAGACUUAGCUAGUAGCACUGAAAGUUCUGUUUUUAAUGUAUAUACAUAUUACUACAAAUGUUUUCUUUUUCAUGUAUAUUUAGACUGUGAAUGCAUGGCCACAGGUCGCUAACCUAUUUUACCUUUGAUAUAUAAAUGUAAAUGUUUUCUCUCUCUCUUUUUUGACUGUAUAGAUAUAAUCUGUGCAUUCAGUACACUAGCCCUUGUAUUUAAGGAAACAAAAAAAAAAGAAAAGAAACGAGCGUUCAUUAUUAGGCUACAGACUUAAACAGGGUGAGCAGGUUUGGAAAAAAAGGAGUUAAUAUUUGAACUUUAGUGUUAUUGCUCCUUUUGCUCUUUGACAGGUGCCGUUGUGGUGUGUGAGAGCGAAUGUGUGUGUGCGUGUAUUUGGAAGCUGUUUUGAGGCUUUUCUUCGCCACACUGAAACAGCACGCUGUGGUUGAAUUAAAAGGGAUCACUGAUUGAACACUGAUCUUUGGCUGUGCGGAGCCACAUGUGGACCAGAGAAUGAUACAUGAUUGUAAUUAUGAACAGUUUAAACUGACCCACGUUUUUAUAUAAAUAUAUAAAAAUAUAUGACUGCAGGGUAUUGAUAACGUAUAGAUACUUUUUUUAUGAUUAUUAUUAUUAUUAAUUGCAAGUGAUAUAUGUGAGUGUGUGUGAAAGUUUAUAGUUGAACACAAUUCUUGUUUGUUUGUGUUAGCUUAUUGUAAACAAGCAUUCUGCUGUAAAUUUGUUCUUGGUAUUAAAUUAUAAUUUAUGAAUUUGAAAACAAA